ACCAUACUGGAAGAUCCCCUCCAAGAUCAAUACUAUCUCCCGAGGUGACGAUGUCUGUGAAUCUCGAGGCUUUGGACAAGGAAGCGCAGGUGCUUCGCGCCGCUGUGGACGGUAAGCAGGUGGACGAGGCCACCAAGCUGCUCGCACAACUGAAGAUGGCGCUGACAAAGCUCCCGGCGCUGCCUCCAUGCGGCAUCGACUCUCCAAACGCCAAGCAGGAGCUUCAACUCGCGCGCCACGUUUUGGAGAGCGCCACGCUGCUGAGCAUCCUCCGCGAGGACAUGACGGCGUUCGAGCGCAGCAUGAUCCAGCUCAAGAUCUACUACAACAGCGGACUGGAGCGUUCCCCACUGCACUACCCGAUCCUGGGCACGAGGCUGCUGCAGCUACUCGUGGAGAACCGCAUGGCCGAGUUCCACAACGAGCUGGAGCUGCUCCCCGAGCAGAGCCGCCAGGACCCCAACAUCGCCUUCGCCGUCAAGUUGGAGCAGUAUCUGAUGGAAGGAACGUACAACAAGGUGCUAGAGUCGCGCACUAAUGUGCCCAACCCGUACUUCCCCUUCUUCCUAUCGCAGUUACUGCAGACUGUGCGUGAGAACAUCGCCGACUGCGCCGAGGUGGCCUACCAGUGUCUCACACUGUCGGACGCGCAGAAGAUGCUCAUCUUCGACUCAGCUGCUGAACUGACCGCCUACAUUCAAGAGGAGAAGCCAGAGUGGGUCGUGCGUGAAGGCCGCGUGUGGUUCAAGGCACCAGAAAAGUCUCUGGGCGCCUCGGACAUUCCUUCCUUGAGACUAGUGGGCGAGACACUGGCGUACGCUACGGAACUGGACCGUAUCGUAUAAGAAAAACAGGCUCAACAAGUCACGACAACAGGUAGGGGGUUAUCUGCACUCAAAACCAUCGAAUAAUUGUCGUGACCAGCGUCAAAUUACUCACAAGACUUUGAUUCAUUUUCAAUUUGCACUUCUGUCAAUUCGUAACUCACUACAGGCAGCUCAUAACGCAGUUAGUGGUAGAUAUACUGCUUGACGGCUUUCGUCUCUCGACGUUUCUUGGCAACAGGAGCGCCAAGAACUUUGUCCAGCCACACUUGCGUCUUGUUCGGG
Messenger RNA from Phytophthora nicotianae INRA-310, 1109 nucleotides. RefSeq lists its product as hypothetical. The record is from RefSeq and is a predicted model, not a curated record. Gene Ontology annotation, biological process: proteasome-mediated ubiquitin-dependent protein catabolic process. The transcript has 3 exons. NCBI's taxonomy places the organism in Eukaryota, Oomycota, Peronosporomycetes, Peronosporales, Peronosporaceae. The coding region runs from base 51 to 845 and encodes 264 amino acids. Gene Ontology annotation, cellular component: proteasome regulatory particle; proteasome regulatory particle, lid subcomplex; nucleus.